UCAUUUUGUAACGGCUGUUUCAUUUUGAAUAUUUCUCGACGUUGCUUCGAAAAGUUGAUAAAAAGUUGACUUUUUAUUUAGACUCUGCUAAUUAUGUGUACAAUUUAAUAAAAAUACAAUAUAUUGAGACUCAAUACACUCAUAUCCACUCUAAAACGUGUGUGUAAAACAUAACAGUGAGUGUUCGGUGAACAAUGGCCCAGUUCAAUUACUUGAACGAAAUUAACAGUUUAGCGACAAUGGACGGGCCAAUAACCAGGGGACCUCUGCAGAGAUGGGCUAAGAAGACAAACGAGAACAUAAAUCCUUCUUUGAGCGCCUCAUUCAAGAAUAUUUCUAACGCUAACCUGAGCUGCAACCAGUCGAUGCAGAAGCUCUCGAUAUCCUCGAAUCAAAGCUGCAACAACAGCGUCCUCUCCAGCAACAAGACCCCCACGAGAAAUGACAAUAAAAAGGGAAAGAAAACACCUUCUAAAAACAAAUCCCCAGGUCGCUCUACAACGCCGACGCCUAAUAAAGCCUCCAAGACACCCAAUAAAGGUGACAGAUUCAUACCAUCCCGGAGCAACUCCAAUUAUGACUUGUGCCAUUACAAGAUGAGCCGAGAUGAUGACAAGGGUGAAGAGGGAGCGCAGACGGCCGCGGCCGAAGCCCUCGGUCGAGCGUUGACCGACACAGAGCCCGGGCGCCUGCUGGCAUACACCUGCAAGGCACCCGCCGCUCCUGAAGGCUACCAGAACAGACUUAAAGUUGUUUACUCACAGGCCAAAGUGCCAUCGACGGUGAAAAACACGAGCCGCUACAUCCCGCAGGCGCCCGACAGGAUUCUGGACGCACCCGACAUCCUCGACGAUUACUACCUAAACCUAGUAGACUGGAGCGCGUCCAACAUCUUAGCCGUGGCUCUCGGCUCAGCGGUCUACCUGUGGAACGCAGGCACGGGGCAGAUAGAACAACUCUGUGCCCUGGAGGGGUCAGAGACGGUGUCUUCAGUAGCGUGGGUGCAGGGGGGUGGGUCGCACUUGGCCGUCGGGACGUCUAGCGCGACUGUUGAGCUGUGGGAUUGUGAGAAGAUUAAGAGGUUGAGGGUAAUGGACGGUCACACGGGCCGCGUGGGCUCCCUCGCGUGGAACAUGUACGUGUUGUCGAGCGGCGCGCGCGACGGCAACAUCGUGCACCACGACGUGAGGCAGCGGGACCACGCCGUGGCCACCAUCGCUGCUCACACGCAGGAGAUCUGCGGUCUCAAGUGGUCCCCCGACGGCAAGUACCUCGCGUCCGGCGGCAACGACAACCUGCUCAACAUCUGGCCGCUCGCGCAGGGGCAGCAGUACUCGCAGCCGCAGUAUCUGUAUUCAUUCAACCAGCACCUAGCGGCGGUGAAGGGGCUGGCGUGGUGUCCGUGGAGCUCCGGCAUAUUAGCGUCGGGCGGGGGCACCGCGGACCGCACCAUCCGCAUCUGGAACGUCAACACCGGCGCCAACAUCAACACUGUCGACACUAAGUCUCAGGUCUGCUCAAUCCUAUGGAGCACGCACUACAAAGAGCUAAUCUCCGGCCACGGCUACGCACACAACCAGCUCAUCAUCUGGAAGUACCCGCUGAUGUCCCGCGUGGCGGAGCUGUCGGGGCACACGGCGCGAGUGUUGCACCUCGCCUUGUCGCCCGACGCCACUACAGUCCUGUCUGCAGGCGCCGACGAGACGCUCAGGCUCUGGAAAUGCUUCAUGGUGGACCCAUCGAAGAAAAAGGACCCCACCGACACCAAGGCAGCUAAGAGUUUACUCAACCUGAACUCACUCAUAAGAUAAUAAACAGGUACGGGUUAUCUUGACUACAGUCAAAGCAAAUAAAUGACUACAAUAUUUUGUAUGUUAGAUAUGUUUUUAUCUAUUUAAUACUAGGAUAACGUGUUUCCGAAUUGUAUUCAUUCCAUUGCGUCUGACUGACUCUGUUUAACUAUGCCAUAUUAUUAUGUUGCCUCCUUCUUUUAACAUAUUGAUGAGAUAUUCUUUGAACCGAUAUAGCGACAUAUAGGUAUUAUAAUAUGUUUUAGCAGACCGGACAAUCGUAGUCCAUCGUUAAUCAGUGCUUAGAAUAUUUCCUCAAUGUACGGAUUCUCUCACAAAAGCGUAAAGGAGGUUUAUUUAAUAAUUAAACGCUUAAAAUUUAAUAAGUAUGUUGACUGACAAAUUGUGAUUAUGUACAAUUUUAGUGAUAAUAGGAUAUUUUAGUUAGGAAUGUACGAGUAUUAAUUUCUAAUCUGAAUAAUGUACUUUUAUUUCAUUUCCAGCUAUGUUGUGUUUGCUGUUAUUUCUUAAGUUCGUAUUCUCAAUUUUUCCUAAAUAUUUUCUGACCUGUAGUAGCUACAUGUUAUUGUUCAAUAAGGAAUACUUAUGAUUUUUGUAAUCUUUACAGAAACGCAAGAGUUUUUGAAUUUCUUUUCGAUUUUAGACAAAAAAGAGAAGUUGAGGUCAUAAAAUGUGAUCUCCUAUUUAUGAGUUCUUAAUUUUCUCUUUCGUUCUUAUCCUAAGUAAAGUUUGUUUUCUCUAUCUCUUCUUUCCAACAUCAUAAAGCUACGUUUCAUAACCUCGGCUUCCUUAUUUUAAGAACUUUAUAAAAUCAUGUCUUGUGUAAGUUGUGUUGUUUUACAAUUUGUUUUACAUUUUAAGUAACAUAUGAAUUGAUGUUUAAUAAUUUCCAUUGAUUAUUAUGGUGGAUUUUGAUAGUCCAAUUAAAUAUACGACUAAUAAAGAA
Plutella xylostella (diamondback moth) is the source of this 2757-nucleotide messenger RNA. It is a transcript of the gene fzy, whose product is annotated as cell division cycle 20 protein fzy. Gene Ontology annotation, cellular component: anaphase-promoting complex. Gene Ontology annotation, biological process: positive regulation of anaphase-promoting complex-dependent catabolic process; anaphase-promoting complex-dependent catabolic process; positive regulation of ubiquitin protein ligase activity. NCBI's taxonomy places the organism in Eukaryota, Metazoa, Arthropoda, Insecta, Lepidoptera, Plutellidae. Gene Ontology annotation, molecular function: protein binding; ubiquitin ligase activator activity; anaphase-promoting complex binding. The record is from RefSeq and is a predicted model, not a curated record.